Tauraco erythrolophus (red-crested turaco) is the source of this 1521-nucleotide messenger RNA. The record is from RefSeq and is a predicted model, not a curated record. Lineage: Eukaryota; Metazoa; Chordata; Aves; Musophagiformes; Musophagidae.
AUGGUGAGAAACCUGGCUGCUUUGUGCCAGGGUCCCUGGCGUGUGCUCUGUGGGGGAUUGUGCCAGCCCUUGGGAACACGAGCACGGAGACAUCUGUCCGCCCCCGCUGACAGGCCGGGCAGGGGAGCCGAGCCCCGCUGCCGCCUGCGCGCCGUUCCCACCUGGUCUCGCUGUCGCACCGAAUGGGCCAGUUGCCCUCAUCUGUGUGGAUCAAACGAAGAAAAGCAGAAGCCCAGUGCCACAAGCGAUGUGGUCUGUUGCAGUGACCAGAAUGAUAAUCUGGAAAUGAAGCCCCAUUCGUAUUUGGAAGCUAUUUGCAGUGGACUGGAAGAUCCGGUAGCCGGAAGCUCCUGUGCUGAUGGAGAGCAGCUGUGUCCUUACGCUGCAGCGGGAGCGUGCCACUUCGGAGAUCGCUGCCUUUACCUGCACGGAGAUGUGUGUGAGAUAUGUGGGUUGCAAGUACUUCAUCCGUACGACCAAGAGCAGAGGAAGGCUCACGAGAUGAUGUGCAUGGCGACGUUUGAGCACGACAUGGAGAAGGCCUUCGCCUUUCAGGCAAGCCAGGACAAAGUGUGCAGCAUCUGCAUGGAAGUGGUGUACGAGAAACCAUCGGCCUCCGAGAGGAGGUUCGGCAUCCUUUCCAACUGCAACCACACGUACUGCUUGUCUUGCAUCCGGCAGUGGAGAUGUGCCAAGCAGUUUGAGAAUCCAAUCAUAAAGUCUUGCCCGGAGUGCCGUGUGAUAUCCGAGUUUGUCAUUCCCAGUGCAUACUGGGUAGAAGACCAGGAGAAGAAAAACGAGCUGAUUGAAGCAUUUAAGCAGGGAGUCGGGAAGAAACCCUGCAAGUACUUUGAACAAGGGAAAGGAACGUGCCCCUUUGGAGGGAAGUGUCUCUACCUUCAUGCUUAUCCAGACGGGACACGAGCUGAGCCUGAAAAACCACGGAAGCAGCUGAGCUCUGAGGGGACUGUGCGGUUCUUCAGUUCUGUGCGCCUGUGGGACUUUAUUGAAGACAGAGAAAGCAGGACUGUGACCAGCACAGACGACGACGUGACAGAACUCGGAGAACUUUUCAUGCACCUUUCUGGGGCCGACGAGGAUUCUGCUACGACUCAAUAACGAGAAGGACAGGUGCUGUGUUCCGUAGCAAUCGAGCUAUUUAUUUAGCCAUGCUUUUACUUUCUCCAGCACAGUUAGAAUGAAUGUGCCCUGUGGUUUACUUGUGCAGUCCUGGUAAAGUUUUCAGAUAGUUUUUGUACGGCAACAAAACUACUACACUAUAAUUAAGAAGUUAAAUUGAUUGCAUGGAAAAAAACAUCCCUUAAUCCCAAGAGGGUUUUUUCACUCUUUGGCCUAACAUAUGUUGUCUUGUGAGUUGAGUGGUGUUGUAAAUACAGCUCCUCUCUUACUAUUUAAAGCUUAAGCUGUUAAAAACUGUUGCUAAGUCUAUUUUGGGUGCUUUUUUCCCCCCCCCUCACUAAAUCAUCAAGUAAGCAUACCUCUACAAAGACCCACUGGGAA